Vitis riparia (riverbank grape) is the source of this 610-nucleotide messenger RNA. RefSeq lists its product as uncharacterized. Bases 63 to 605 code for a protein of 180 amino acids. The transcript has 2 exons. The record is from RefSeq and is a predicted model, not a curated record. NCBI's taxonomy places the organism in Eukaryota, Viridiplantae, Streptophyta, Magnoliopsida, Vitales, Vitaceae.
AGGAUCCUUCUUCUCACACUGUGGCACCUUGUUAGAAAUAAUCCACAUAUGAUGAAAUUACAAUGGAAUCCAGUCGCUGCAAAAAGGGUUCCAGCCAGGCGGCAUGUCACUGCAUAUGCUGGAAAUUUAGCAACGUCAAUCCAUCUAUAAGGACAAAGAACUGCCCUGACCUUUACCCCAUGGCCAUUCAUGGCAUUGACUCAGGGAGGAAGAAUAUAGUGUUACUACCGAUGGAGGAUGGGCAUUCCCAUGUGUAUGAGCUUUUACUGAAGAUAAAUAUUCUGAAAGAUAUACUGUAUUUGGUGGGGUGGAUGAUAAAGGGAAUAGUGCAUUGCAUCUUGCUGCUAUGUUUACUGGUUGUUGUCUUCGCUCUCUCCUUAUGCUGCAUAUGGGAAAUCAAGUGGUAUAAGUACCAGACUAUAAAACAUAUUUUCUCACAUGAACACGAAGAUCUGGUGCAAAAGGGUGGACAAUGGCUGGCUAGGAAAGCCAAUUCAUGCCUGGUGGUGGCUACUCUCAUUGCAACUGUUGCCUUCACCACAUCAGCAGCUGUACCAGGAGGCACCAAGAAAACAGCACUUCAUAUCUUUGCAAUUGCUCUUUGAUUUUC